Molecule: messenger RNA, 886 nt
Organism: Psylliodes chrysocephalus
Lineage: Eukaryota; Metazoa; Arthropoda; Insecta; Coleoptera; Chrysomelidae
Source: the annotation of a GenBank genome assembly
ACUUUUUAUGUUGUGCUAGCACUGUCUGUCAUCCGUCAUUCAUUUGAUUUUUGAUUUGUCAUUUUAGUUUGAACUGUCAAAAUAAUUCAACUCAUUCUGAAGUUGUUUAAUGCAAAAUUAGCCGACAAAUCUUAUCAUAAAUCAUAUUCUUGAUAAUUAAUUAAUAUAUUUGUUGAGUAAUUAGCAACAAUUCAAAAUGUCGAUUCUAGCUUACAAUGGAGGUGCUAUGGUCGCAAUGAAGGGUGAGAACUGCGUAGCUAUAGCCGCCGAUCGUCGAUUCGGCAUCCAAGCUCAAACCGUAGCAACAAAUUUCGAAAAAGUAUUUGAAAUGGGCCCACAUCUAUUCGUCGGCCUUCCCGGUUUGGCUACAGACACCCAAACUGUCAUGGAAAAGUUACGAUUUCGUAAAAAUCUUUACGAACUCAAAGAAAACAGACGUAUUUCACCAAAAGUAUUUGCUGCAAUGAUUUCAAAUAUGUUAUACGAAAAGAGGUUUGGCCCCUUUUUCGUCGAACCGGUAGUUGCAGGAUUAAUGCCUGGAACUUUUGAGCCUUAUAUAUGCAAUAUGGAUCUUAUUGGUUGUAUUAAUCAACCUACUGAUUUUGUUGUUGGUGGUACUGCUUCCGCACAGUUGUAUGGUAUGUGUGAAGCUUUAUGGGAACCUAAUUUGGGACCUGACGAUUUGUUUGAGACUAUAUCGCAAGCGCUGAUGAAUGCUUUCGAUAGAGAUGCUAUUUCUGGUUGGGGAGCUACUGUUUAUAUAAUUGAAAAGGACAAGGUGACUGUUAAAAACUUGAAGACUCGUAUGGAUUAGAUAAUUUUUUUUACUUAUAUUAAUUUGGUAUUUAUAAGAUUGGAUUAAAAAUACAACCAUUUUAUAUUAAGA